Cimex lectularius (bed bug) is the source of this 614-nucleotide messenger RNA. RefSeq lists its product as uncharacterized. The transcript is spliced from 2 exons. Bases 118 to 429 code for a protein of 103 amino acids. Lineage: Eukaryota; Metazoa; Arthropoda; Insecta; Hemiptera; Cimicidae. The record is from RefSeq and is a predicted model, not a curated record.
AAAAAACACAUGUUUUCGACGGGUUUGCUUAAAAAAAAAAAAUAAAUAAAUAAAUAAUGAUUUUCAAUUUCCUGACAUGAGCAAAAUCACAUAAGGGGUCGGACGGACGGUUUCAAGAUGUGGGUGAUGGUGACUCCUCUGAGGCAAGGGUUGCGCCGGGGAAUGGGGACGGCGGGCAAAUUUUCAAAGAACGGUUGCGACAACUGCCCGGCUCAGGCGAAGAGGAAUCAGGAGAUGAAGGAGAAGAUCAACCAGUACACGCCGCCUCUCGGAAACUUCAUCCCGGCCCGGAAGACCGUCUCCUCGAUACCGUCCUUCGGCGUCGCCCGGAACGGCAUCUCCGUCUGCCCAGUCCAGUUGCAGAGGGUCGUCCAGACCCAGGAUAACAUCCAGAAGAAGCUUGGCGGGAUGAACGAGAAAAAGAAGUGACUUGGGGCCGUUCAAACAAAUAAAAUAUGAGCUCACAAAAUACACAAUAAAAAUAAUAAUUCCAAAAACACACUAAAACAGCGAUUUUAUUAUUUAAUAAAUCAAGAUAGUAAAGGUGAUUAAAAACUGCAAUACUGAAUAAUAACUUUUAUUUUUAUAUUUUUAAAUAAAUAAUACAAAUAAGA